AGGUCUCCCUGGGGGAAUCUUCAAAAAUCAAAAAUGGAUUUUCGUCCGCCCACUCUUCGACGACCACACCUGGCCGUUACCUUAUCUGAAAUUGUGCAUGAAAUAGUGUCAUUCCUUCCAACCAUUGACCUACGUUCAAAUGUGACCCACGUUUCCCGCGGAUGGGAAGACGCCACUCGAAAACAACUCCUUUCUCGAGUUCAGGUCGACCUCACCCCAAAAAAUAUGGCGGGCUACCUUGAACUUUCCAAGAUUCGUGGAAACUACCACAAACGUGUCUUCCUUUCUGAAUUCAAUUUCGAAAAUCCGACCCCCGAAGAGUCCAAUCUGCUCGAAAAUUUCACCUCCACCGCGACCCCGCGCAUUACAGAGCUACGUUUGGACUACUGUCCCCCGAAACAGGAAUCCGUGCACACCUCUGUCCUCACACUACUCGCACAUUGCCCCAGAUUAAAAUUUGUCUCCUUCUCCCCAAAGACUUUAAGAAUUCAGAUAAUCAAAAAUUCCCACGCAACGGAUGUAAGUUUCCCGAAAGUUGAAAAAUUCAAGAUUUCCUCGACUUCACGAUUAGACGACGUUAAUUUGGCAGAUUUCCUCAGAAUCGUAGCGAUUUUCCCGAACCUGAAAACAUUGCGUUGCCCAACCCUUCCACAACACAUUUUCGAGCAUUUUCUAUCCAAUAAGGGGUCAAUUAGAGAAAUUUCAAUGAGUUUAAGUAGCUCAGAGCCACCCCUUUUGAUAGCAGAAAGGUCCCCUUUUUUGGCAUUACAGGAUGGCAUUACAGGUCGGAUUUUUAACCAGCUCGAGAAAUUAUAACGUUAUCAUUGCCACUUUUGCCGACCAGCUGGAAAAACUAAGGCUUACCGCGGAAUACAACUUCCCGCGGGAAUUAGUGGAUUCGCAUGAUGCCCGGGUACUCGUGACAAUCACGUUGCCCAAGGUGUUACCAAGAUUAAAAUGUUUGGCAAUUGGGAUCCCUCGAGAUUCAAGUUUUAGUCGGGAGGGUAAGAAAAGGUUGAAAGCUCCCGCGCUUCAUUUAAACUUCGACGGCUAUUCGAGACAAUUGCCCGCCUUGGAGAAAAUUGUGGUCUCAGGGCGGGAUGAAUGGGAUAGGGGGUCACAGGAUGAGAUGGAGGAACAAGACUUUUUCGAAAUGUGUGCGGGAUUUUUGGCCAAAUAUUUCCUAAAAGGGGAAUGUCUAACGUUGAGAGAUCUUAAGGUUCCACUUCAUCCCGGAAAAAAAGGUAGGGUCGAAAUGUUUUCAAAAAGUAGGAAGUGCUCGGAAGAAUUGGGAAUUGGUGGAUUGUUCCGAUUUUUUGAAAGGAUUGUUACCACGUUUCCGAAUUUGGGGUGUGAAACGUUCGAGGGGGUGGGAGAUUCCGGGGAGGCGGAGGAAUGGGUGCGUAUCGGGUGCGGGAUUGGAUUGCUGGAGAAGAAUGAGCUCAAAUUGAGUUAAAUUAAGUACGCAAGUUUGUAUAGUUGACUUUGAUGUAUGGGUAGUUAUUUAAACAAAAAUAACUUUUGAAGGUAUGUAUCUACGUGAUAAUCCAAUAUUUUGAAUGAUUGUAACUCCAGAAAUAUGUACGUACUUACGUAUGAAUUAUUUGUGCACUCUAAAUACUUAGCAUUCCAAUAAAUAAAU
This is a messenger RNA of Folsomia candida, 1642 nucleotides long. RefSeq lists its product as uncharacterized. Bases 773 to 1456 code for a protein of 227 amino acids. The transcript is spliced from 2 exons. The record is from RefSeq and is a predicted model, not a curated record. Lineage: Eukaryota; Metazoa; Arthropoda; Collembola; Entomobryomorpha; Isotomidae.